AUGGAUCUUCCUGGAAGAAACCUAGCGGUUGAAGGUGGAUAUGUAGCUGCCCUUGUGGAAAUGGGGGAUGGUGUGGUCCUGAAAUUGGUAGAUGGAAGGCUAUGCUAUACAAACCCUAUUCAAAACAUUGCCCCAAUCUUGGAUAUGACAGUGGUGGAUUAUCGUGAUGAGAAGCAUGCAAGCUACACACCACACUACAAUGGCUGCUGUGUGCCUAAUACUCCACAUAAUGUGACACGCUACAUAGGCUCUACAGCGCAUGACACGCCACAACAGCUCUAUAUUGGGUGA
Messenger RNA from Sphenostylis stenocarpa, 291 nucleotides. NCBI's taxonomy places the organism in Eukaryota, Viridiplantae, Streptophyta, Magnoliopsida, Fabales, Fabaceae. The record is from the annotation of a GenBank genome assembly.